UAUUUGCAACAGGUGCGUGCGCAUGUAACAACAAACAUGGACGACAAGGGAUGAUAUAAAAAUAAAAAUAGAGAUGACGCAAGCCAAUGGGGUGAUAUUACCCUGUCAAUUACCAACAUGGACUCAAGUGAAAAGGACACUUACAAGUUUGAAAGAAAAAUGUCUUACAGAAACCACAACUGUAGAAGAAAUAACCACACUCCUCAAUUCUCUUUCCGAGAUAAACACCUCAACAGGUUCGGACAAAGAUCUACCAUGGUAUAAGAAAAAUUCCAAGAGUGGAGCCUCAAAGCAUGGCCAUUCCUAUGUGUGGUUGGGAUUUGGUCAAUUUCUUGGAAUGAUUGAUGCAGAAGACAGAAAUAGAAUAAUGCACCAUACCUUACCUGGCAUUAUACAGUUAGCUAUAGAUAUUGAUACAUUUCCAUCAACAGGUGUACAACAAUGCUCACAGCAGAAUGAAAGCACAACUGUUCUUGCAAGGAGUUUUAUAGCUUCAAUUUUGGCAUGUGGGUUUUUGUGUUUAUAUCAAGCAAGACAUAGGAGUGGAAAAUUAAAUGAAAUCAACUUCACAAGUUUUCUGAAAAAUCUGUAUUUACCAGUACAGAUGGCUAAGUUAAGAUGUGUGUUAAAUUAUUUUGAUAGAAUAACUUCUAAUGAAGAAGAGAGAAAAGGUGCUGUAACAUAUACUCGCAAGGUUAUAGAAAAGUCGAGAUUACCAACGAUGGAAGAUUACCUAUCAAGUGAUCAGACACUUUGCCCUAUAACGAUACAUCACAAGGGUUGUAUAGAAGAUAUGGGUAGUUCUUCGAUGGAGGUAGAUUUUGCUAACAAAUAUAUUGGAGGUGGUUCACUUGGUAAAGGUGCUGUACAGGAAGAAAUACGUUUUAUGGCGUGUCCGGAGUUAAUAGCAUCACAGUUAUUUAUGGAGUGUAUGGAUGAUAAUGAGGCUAUUAUUAUAUCAGGCUAUAAACAAUACUCUAAACAUUCAGGCUAUGCACAAUCAUUUUCAUAUGAUGGCAACUACAAUCAACCGGUGGAGGGAGAGAAUACUAUGUGUUGUAUUGAUGCCACAACAUUUCGCAAUAAAGUCAGACGAAUACAGUUUACAGAACGUUACAUAUUACGAGAAUUAAACAAAGCUUUACUUGGAUUUACUGGACAAUCUAGUAUAUAUCAGCAAGAAUGUGCAGAGAAGUUAAAUUUAAAAGAUGGAAUUUCCAGUGAUGAAGAAUUUUUAACAGCUUUUGAAACAUCAGAUGAAGAUUCAAGUCCUAGAUACAUCUCAGAGUAUGCCAGUAAAAUGUUAAAUGGUUUGUUAUCACAAGCUACAAGAGAAGCUGUAGAAAAAAGUAAAUCACAAAAGAAAGCUAAACAUGUAAAACGUGAAGACUUGAUGAUGGCAGCUGGAAACCUUACAUCUAAGCCAGAUGUUAGGAUUUCUGAAACUACAGGUCAUAUUAUAGUUGGCGCCACAGACCAAGUAAACAUUCAAAACAAUUACGUGGCAGCUAAUGUGUUUGAUGGAUUGGAUGUUGAUUAUGGGGAUUGGCUGAAUAACUUCAGACGGAGAAGUUCCAAUUUAAGCGAUAUCACGUCGCGUAGAAGUAGUACGAGUACCAAACAUAGUUCAGAAUUAAGUAGCGAUUUAGAUGAUUUAUAUGAAUCUUAUAUCAGGUCGGAAAAAUCUAAACAUGGUACUAUUCAAGAAGAGUCAUAUGAGACUAUAAGUGAUUUCGCAGCCAAAUUAAUUUCAUGUUUGAUGCAAGAGGGAACAAGCAAAGCAGCUUCUAUGUUACCAUGUGUACAAGAUUUUGACGAAUGUCCACCAUUAUCUGCAAUCAAGCCUAAACCUUUUAGAGACACAGUGCAGAAUGGUGAUAACUCUUUGAAACAAAUGGCAGAAACUGUUGCUGAUAAGACAUUUAAAUCUGUUGUUACGUUUGCCAUGCUAGAAGCUGUUUCGAUUAUAGCUUCUAAAAAUAGUCAACGCGACAAUACUUCCAAUAAUAAUUCACAUUCCUCCACAAAGACUGAUGCUAUCCCUGACACUGUGUAUGAAUGGUUUGCUGAUCAUAUUGUCAGUGAUGCUUUUGUACAAGCUAGUGAAGAAUAUUCGCAUACAGACAUUAUGGUUGAUAAUGUUAUCAAUCAUACACAUUUAGACCAAAAUGUUAGUCACGAAUCUGGAAGUUCGGGUGAGUCCAGCGCCCCACGUCUUUCUUUUAGCUCUGUUCCUGAUGAUAAUGACCACAACGCAUCGCUUUUGUCAGGGUAUGAUUCCUCCAACUCUUCUCUGGCUUCGGAGAAAAAGCCAUGUGCGCUUACGAAAAAGCGACCCUCUGUGAAAUCUGAGAGAGAUCGUAUUUUUUCUUGUAAAUCAAGUAUUAGUGAAGGAAUGGCAUCGAUGUCUGACAUAAAUUUUGUUGAAAAUAUUGGUAUUAACCACGGACACAGUGCCGUAAAUAUUGAUACUGAUAAAAAUUUAAACGAUGCUGCUGCUCAUAUUGUCCGACAGGUCAUUAUGGGAAUACCUGAAAGACUAGAAGAAGAGUCGGCGGCUAUGCUUUAUCAUACAUCUACAGAUCAUUCGGUAAAAUUUGAAGAAUCUACUGUAGAAUUUGAUAAAAACAGAUCAAAAGAUCAGACACACACAGUCACUUUUGCAGACGAUAAAUCAGGUCCUCUUCCAUGGUCAAAUUUCAGUAAACGUGAAGAAAAGAAUAGGAAAUAUGAUACAUCGAAUGUAGGAAUAUUAACUAAAAAACUCAGUCGUGAAACUCUAACAAAUGCUUAUUUAAAAGCUGAAAAUAGACGACAAACUAAAAGUUACGAGCGUCGUAGUAGUGAACCUUGUCAUAUCAGUGUUGAACGAUCGUUACAAGCAUUAGACAAUGAAAAAGCUGCGUGUGAUAUGGAUAAAAGAAAUCGCAAAAUAUCGCGGACAGAUGAGGACUUUGAUAGAUUCAAAGCCGAUUCUCAAAGAAGGGGAUCAUGGGAUAUCAUGCCCUCAGGCAGACGAAGAAGUUCUUGUGGUUUUAAAGAUCCAGUAUUAUCUAGAUUUGCCGAGGAGUUAAUGAAAGCAGACACAUCUAUUCCACCACUUCAAAUUGCUCAGAGACCUAAUUCUAGUACAUCCGGUUCUAGAAGGAGUAGUGUUAGUGCUUUUAAAGAUGUGACUUUAGCAUUUUUUGAAAUGGAACUUUUAGGUAGUAGUUUUGAAGCUCCCUCUAGUCCUAGACAUAAUUCCACCAGGAAGUGCAGUCGGGAUUCCAAACUUGUUAAAUCUGACAGUUCGGAGGCUGAUUAUGCUUGGUUUCCAUUACCAAGACGAGUCGGCGUCGAAUUUCAGGAAAAUUAUGAACGACUACACAAUUAUCAUAGUGUCGAUGAGAUUGAAGACUUUGCUGAUAUGAUUGCACAAAACGUCCUUCAGGAAGCUGUUGAUAUCUUGAAUCGUGAACAGGAACUGAAUGAAGACGACCAUUUUUACAACCAUGUGGAGUAUUAUGCAGAUCAGCUUAGUCAACAUGUGCUAGACAUGGCGUUUUCUGUUAUUAAAAAACACAAAAACGACUUGCACUUAUUGAGUAAUUCCAAUAGAAAAAAUGUUUUAUUAGUCGAUGCCCAAAAUGAUUCCAUUGAUGACUUUCAUGAUGCAUUAGAUAUUGAAAUAAAAGUAUUAGAGAAGUAUGCUGAUAAUAUGGUGGCUGCAUGGAUUAAGGAUGUGAUGACAAAACUAUACAGGCCAAAACAUAGAUUAGAUGAAUUUAUAUGCAAGGAUAAACCUAUUUCUUCUGGUAAUUGGGGUUGUGGCGCAUUUUGUGGUGAUCCCCAUAUUAAAAGUUUAUUACAGUGGAUGGCUGCUUCUAUUGUACAAACACCUGUAUUACAUUAUUUUAUAUUUGAUGAUCCUAGACUAGUCAGGCUUGAAGAGGUAGUAAAGUUUAUAGAAGAUAAGAAAUGGAAAGUAGGUGAUAUAAUGAAAGCUAUAAAACAGUAUUGUGAUUUAAUCUUUCUAGAAGAUGGUGGUUAUAAUGAUGAUGACUUUACCAUCAGUUUUACUUUAUUUGAUUUUAUCUUGACUUUGUAAAGAAACUUUUAUCUGGUAUUAAAUCAAAUAGGUAUUACACUUGGUAAGAAUGGGGCAUUUAUUGUUACACCAGAAACUGGAUCCCAAGAGCUACUUAUCUUGUUGUUCUUCUUCUUGGGGGCAACACUCUUUGAAAAAGGCCUAAGGCUCAGGCAAAUCACGUACUAUCGACAUGAAACUUGGCAUGUUUGUUCCUUGUAUAAUUGCGCAUCGAUUGACGGACUUCAGUUUUUGAUAUGACAUCAUGCUCGGUUCCUGGUCCAUAGUAUGUUUGUACUUGUAGAACUACAUUAUUAUCAUGAAUAUAAAUUACUCCCACCUGAAUUCUGGUCCCCAACAAAUACAUAAACAUAAGCGACAUCCUGUCAUCAUGAACCAAAGUUUAGAAUUUAAAGCUCAAUAUCGACUUGCAAAGACAAUCUUUGAAAGUAAACCCACUUCUGAACAAAGACUAGGUACAUGGCCAAUAAAAACAGUACCCAAACCUGACAAUAUUUGAACUUGACUCGGAUUGAUUUUCUUACUGAUUUUAAUUUUCUUAUUUCAAAAAAGUCAUCAGAAAUGUUUAAAUAUACAUAUUUUUUAUGAUGAGUUUGAGCAGAUUGUGUAGCCCCAUCCUAACCAAGUGGACUGAAUGGAAGGUGAAGCUGUAUUAAUAUUAUCCCAACCUAGAUCUGUUAUUUCAUUCUUUAGUGGCAAAAAUGUCUGGCACAGUGAAAUGCAUACAACCAUACAAAUACAAAUCUUGUUGACAGUGAUGUGCAGAGAGAAGGCCAUAGGGGACAGUGGCUCUGUGCAUCCAUUUCAAAAGGGCAUCCAAUUAAAGAAUGAAAUUAAAAUUCAGUGUUGUUUUAAUUUGAAAUUAUGGCUGUUAGCUUUGUUGUACAAGCUGCUCUACCUAAUUUGAAUAACAAGUUAAUUUCAUCUGUUUUAAAUAUUUCAAAUGUCCUCCUCUUUCACGUUUAUGAGUACCAGGUCUUUUACUAUUCUUCUCUUGUAAUCUGGGAAAACCUAGUUGAGUUAGAUCCACAUCAGGUUCUUCUCCUUCAGUUAAGAAUGUUAAAGUGUGUAAAACUCUUCCUAGUUGGCAGUUUUUCAUCUGGAAGAACCUAGUACGUCAAGUCAGAGUAGGACGUUGAACCCCAUUUUAUUUCGUUUCAUUUCCUAAUAUGUCAUGUAAGUAUACUGAUGUAAUGUAUACUGUCUUACUAGGUUUUUCCAGAUAACAGGAGUGAAGUCUUGGGGACAUUCACAUAGAAUCAAGGAGUUGGCUCUGGGCAUCGACAAAACUGUGCAUGUCACUGCUUGUCUUUGAUUAAUUGAUUUUUAUACACCCACAUUGAAAUGUGGUUGUAUAUUGUCGUACAGUGUUUAAAGUCACAAGACGAAGAAGCCUAUUGAUUUUCAACAAUUUCUGAUAAUUACUGCCAGAGUUAUGUCCCUUAAUGACUUUGAACAAUCUUGUGAACGCUCUAGAGGCUAAAGUUAAUAUCCGAUUGACUUUAAAUUUAUACACAGUGUUUUACAGAGGAGAAUCCUAUUGUGGAUGUGCUAGAGGAUAAAGUUAAUAUAAAUUUAUGCACGGUGUUUACGGUCAUGAGACAAACAAUCAAAACAAAUUCUAAUGAUUUCUGAUAAUUACAUAAUGGGUUGUUACUUGUAAUCAGAUUUUAGUGUGUUGUAAAUGGUUUCAUUACUGAUAAAAGAAAAAAUAUGCAACAACCAUUGUUGACAGUCCGGACAGCUUAGCUGCUGUGGGAGUAUGUUUCAUUGCCUGGCAACCUAUCUUUAUUUGUAAUAUGGAGCAGUUUGGGAGCAGUAAAAAUCUUUGAAGUAAACUGUACUAGGUUAUAAAGGAAAGAAGUUUUGAGUCAAGUUAUAUAUUAUAGGUUUAUUUUAUUGUAGUGAUUCUAUUUAUUCUGUGAUUUGUAGAAAAUAGUGGUUGUGAUAUUAUUUUAUAUCCUUAUUUGUACCAAAGACAAGUCCAGUCAUAAUUUAAGAUCAUCUCGCUAGAGUAGAAAUUAGAUUUUAAACAACUAGUCGAAAUUUAUGUAAUUAAAAUAUUUUUGGGAAAGCCCAGAGGAUUUUAGAGUAGUAAUUUUCAUUUUAUAUCUUCCUUGACAUUCAUUCUAGUUUAUAAAAUGCCUUUAUAUUGCAGUCAUUUCUCCAACUUUAGCUAAAAUCAUAUUUUUAAUGAUUACCUGGUAGGCAUUUGUCAAACACUAAUUAUUUAUAUUUUUGAAUUAAAAAAUAUUUGACAGACAUAGACUGAAUUUCAGUCAGGACAUACUUAUUAUCAAUUUGGAGCCCUUUCUGAGAUUCAAAGAGCUGGGUUAAAAGAAGGUGAUUAGACUUUACCUGUAGCCAAGACCUAGAGACCAGCAUAGUAAUUGUGACAUGUUUUAAGCAUCUAGGUAGUGGUGUUGAUAAUGUGCAUUACAACUUUUUCACAUUAUUAUAUUUCUGUGAAAUACGGCUUUAUCUAAAGUUAGAGUUGAGUAUGGCCCAUAUUUGCUGCCAUAAAAAAAAGUCUUAACUUUUUAGUGUCUAUGACACAUACUUUCAUAUGAUGUUUGAGAUUAUUUGUUGAAUUACUGUGAUGUAAGUCUCUUAUAGAGUUCAAAUUUGGAUUAAAUCCCAAGAAAAUGAGAAUAUUAUUUUAGUUUGAAGGAGAUUGGUUUGUAAUGUAUGAAUGUGUACCGGUAUAUGAAUUAUAUACAUGUAUGUAAAUGUGUGCACAUUAAUCGUUUUUCUUUAUAAAUAUACACAGUAUUUACUCAGUUAAAAAUUAAUUAUAGUACAUAUGUAUCAAGAAUUUGAAUAUAUAUUCCUGGGAAAAAAUCAUUUAUUUUCUGAAGAUUGUCAUUAUUCAUAUUCUUAAUGUCUCUGGGAGUCAUUUGUGUUUUUUGGAAACGAACAAUAAAAUUUCUCACGACUUAAUCCAUGCUAAAUUGUACUCAAAUUGAUUAUUUAAAUUUUAAUAAAAAAAAAAACCAAUAUCAAAUAUGAUCAGUAGGUAAUCUCUCGGAUUGGAUUCAAUUUGAAAGAAGCCCAUCCAAUUCUCAGCAAAAAUCAUAGGUGGCACUGACUUGUGUUGACUAUAUCUAUAUAGCCUGCAGUGGAUGCUGGAUGAUAAAUUUAUCUUUGUAACUACUUAACGGAACUGAACCAUUUUUGGACUGAUAUUUCUUUUGGAGAUUCAACUUUCACAUGGAAUACAAAAUCCCCACAGAUGAUGAUCAGAGGCUUUAAUAUAUUGUUAUAGUCUUUUAUUUUUACUUUUUGAUUUAGAAAUAAAAUGUUGGCAGGACCUCAAAACAUGAGGAUGGAUUUUUUUUUUAUAUAAGCUAUUUUUUUUAUUUCAUUUGAGAUCGGAUCGAGGGAACAGGCUAGGCCUAUGUUGACCUCCCUCCAGAAGAUUGUAAAUAAUGACAUUAAAAACAAUGAAUCUAACAAUCCUUCUUUAUGCAUAGAUUUUUGUGAGCUGUGAGUUUUAAACAGGAAAUUUCAUUAAGAUAGAGUUGAUUAAGAUGUAAGGUUUCAUCCCUUUUAAUAAGUACGUUAUAUCAUUUUAUUUUGUUAUGUUUAUAUUUUGAUAUAUAUUAUAUGAAAUAAUUAGUAUUAAUGAGGGAAAGGGUUAUGUUGUGAUGCAGUGCUAUGUUCAAAUGUCUAAUUAGUGAAUUUUGGUUUAAACACAUUAUUAAUAUAAUUGAUGAAGAAUUUGUUUUAUGUUUAAUUUGAUAAUUUGUAAAAUAACCAUGGAUUAUAAAUAUUGCUCUUUUGUUUGAAUAACCAGAUAAGGUCCAAGAACCUGGUGACUAGUAGCAGGGUUGGGGUAAUGAAAUGGUUAUGUAAUGAGUUGUGGAAGAUUUGUUAAGUAAUUGAAACGUAAUUACGUUCCAAAACCACCAGUUGCCCGGCAAGAUACGCCCACAUUUUGAAAGAGAUGGAUAGAGAUCAAGCUAAAAAAGGGGGCAUUUUUCGUACAAUCAGACGCCAUAAUCAAGGAUGUUAUGGUCUGAAAUGUGCGCAUAUUGAAAAGGACUGAGAUGUUUGUGAUAAAAAGAUAUAUUUUAAGUUUCAUCAAAAUUGGAUAAAAAUUGUGACUUCUAGAGGAUCCACAACCUUGGUAUUACAUACUUUUACACUAUUUGUGUGCAAGGAGCAGCCAUUCCACGAAAUCCGAACUCAGUCGUCAUUAGGGUGUAAUGCGAUUUUUCAAAAUUGUGGCCUCUAUAGGGUUCACAAUCUUUAUAUACCAUAUAUUUACACUAUUUCUGGACGACGGGCAGCCAUUUUGUCCGACAGUUUUGGUCCGAUUUUUGCAAAAUUCAAACUCAACCAUCAUUAGGGUGUAACGGUGAUAUAUUUAAAAGUUUUUUUUAAAUCAGAUAAAAAUUGUGACCUCUAAGAGGGACCACAAGCUAAAAAUGCGAUUUUUGUACAAUCAAGGGCCAUUAUUCAGGAAGUUACAAUUCGAUAUGUGCGAAUAUCGAAAGGAACCAAGAUCUUUGGGUUAUAAACAUGCAUUUCAAGUUUCAUCAAAAUCAGAUGAAAACUGUGACCUCUUAGAGUGUCCACAAGCUAAAAUUGUACAAUCAGGAGCCAUAAUCCAAGUUAUGGUCUGAUACAUGCCAGUAUCGAAAGGAACCAAGAUCUUUGGGAGAUAGCCCUAUAUUUCAAAUUCCGUCAAAAUCGGAUAAAAAUUGUGACCUGUAGAGUGUCCACAAACAAAUUAUGAACGGACAUCGACCGGCAUAAUACCUCCGCAUGAAAAUGUUGGUGUACAAAAACAUGUAAUGGUUAAUUACAUUUCAGUUACAAUAUCAGUAUUUCCAACAAUAUGAGGCUCAAAUUUUAAAAUUAAAGAGGUGAAUAGUACUGGUAGUCACAGCUACACAGACCUUAUUUGAUUUUUAGAAUGAAAGAGUAAUAUUUAUUGGAUGGGCUAUAUGUAUUUAUCAUAUUUGUCUUAAUAUUUAUUUACCUCGAUUUGUGUAUAGAUGGAAUUAUAUGGUUGCCUUUACAGUACUGAAAGAAUUAUAGAUUACAUAUACAGAAGAUAAACAUUUACCUGUUGGUCAGUUUUCAUCUUAUAAAAUACUGUCACCAUAAAUGACAUGAAAGACUCCUAUGUAAGAAACUCUUUAAAAAUCCUUGAUCAGUUGAAAUAAUGGUAAGAAUUGUGGCUUGAAUAUAAAAAUGCCAGGCUGAUCUAAUAAAAUCAUGGUAGUUUAGAUUUCUAACCGUGACACUCAAUUCUAAAUUGUACUCUUUUUUUAUUGUGUUUUAAAGUUUAAUUCAUUAAAAUACCAUGUUUAUGGUAUGUAGAUUGAAUAACUGGUAAAUUCCCCAGCUGGUCAUUUUCUCUGUGUAUUAAUGAAGACUGACAAGCCUUUUUGAAGUUAAUUAUGGUUUUAAAAAAGUUCCAUUAAUAUGAUUUUACUAGGCUUGAAUGAGUGUAAAUCUAAUUAUGAAUAUUGUAAUAAUAUAUGAUUGCCAUAUAAAUACUACUUGGUAUUAUGUAUAAAUUAUGCAAAUAAUAAAACAUUUUUAUUUAUUAAAAUAUCAGAAAUUUA
This is a messenger RNA of Patella vulgata (common limpet), 9669 nucleotides long. RefSeq lists its product as uncharacterized. Gene Ontology annotation, molecular function: poly(ADP-ribose) glycohydrolase activity. The record is from RefSeq and is a predicted model, not a curated record. Lineage: Eukaryota; Metazoa; Mollusca; Gastropoda; Patellidae. The transcript is spliced from 11 exons. The coding region runs from base 74 to 4090 and encodes 1338 amino acids. Gene Ontology annotation, biological process: carbohydrate metabolic process; nucleotide-sugar metabolic process; ATP generation from poly-ADP-D-ribose. Gene Ontology annotation, cellular component: nucleus; cytoplasm.